CCCUUAAAGUUCUUCUCUGCUCUCAGUUUAGUUGCGACAAUGAUUAAAACUCUAACCAAUUUCAGUCGUCCUUCAAUUCCAAAAUUCCUACAACCACCACCCAACCAACUCACUCAGAAACAGACUAUCGUUGAGCAGUUGAAGAAAUGUUCGAGUUUGAAAGAGCUGGAGUGUUUACUUGCCUCGAUGAUCAAGAACAACGCAAACCAAGACUGUUUCUUGAUGAACCAUUUUGUCACCGCCUGUUCGACCUUUCGUCGAACAGAUUACGCUGUUCUAGCCUUCACCCAGAUGGAAAAUCCCAAUGUAUUCGUAUACAAUGCGGUUAUCAGGGGCUUUGUUCGUUGUCUUGCCCCAAUUCAAGCUCUAGAUUUUUACUUUCAGAUGCUGAAAGAUGGAGUUUGUCUGACAAGUUACACAUUUUCAUCAAUAGUGAAAUGUUGCACCUUGACAGCAGCUUUAGGAUUUGGAGAAUCUGUUCAUGGUCAGGUUUGGAAAUAUGGGUUUGGAUCACAUGUGUAUGUUCAGACUGCUUUAGUUGAUUUUUACUCCAAUUUGGGUAGAAUUACUGAAUCAAGACAAGUGUUCGAUGAUAUGCUUGAGAGAGAUGUUUUUGCAUGGACCACCAUAGUUUCAGCUCAUAGCCGAACUGGGGAUAUGAGUUCUGCGAGGAAGUUGUUUGACGAGAUGCCUGAGAGGAACAGUGCUUCGUGGAAUGCAAUGAUAGAUGGAUAUGCAAGAAAUGGGGAUGUGGAGUCUGCUGAGUUAUUGUUCAAUUGCAUGCCCACAAGGGAUUUAAUUUCAUGGACAACAAUGAUCAAUUGCUACUCUCAGAACAAGCAAUAUAGAGAAGCAUUAGCAGUUUUCAAUGACAUGAAGACCAAUGGAGUCAGCCCUGAUGAAAUAACGAUUGCUUCUGUUAUUUCAGCUUGCGCCCAUCUUGGAGCUCUUGACUUGGGAAAGCAAAUCCAUCUUUACAUAAUGCAAAAUGGUUUUGAUAUUGAUGUUUAUAUUGGAUCUGCACUAAUUGAUAUGUAUGCAAAGUGUGGUAGCUUGGAAAGAUCCCUAGUGGUAUUCUUCAAAUUGUGGGAGAGAAACCUUUUCUGUUGGAAUUCAAUAAUUGAAGGCCUUUCAGUUCACGGAUAUGCUGAUGAAGCAUUGGUAAUGUUUAGCCGGAUGGAGAGGGAGAACAUUAAGCCAAAUAAAGUUACCUUUAUUAGCAUUUUAAGCGCCUGCACACAUGCAGGGCUGGUUGAAGAAGGACGUAGAAGAUUUCUAAGUAUGGCUCGUGAUUAUUCUAUCCAUCCAGAAAUUGAACAUUACGGGUGCAUGGUUGAUCUAUUGUGCAAGGCUGGUUUGCUCGAAGAUGCAUUAGAAUUGAUAAAAAACAUGACAGUUGAACCAAAUGCUGUUAUUUGGGGGGCCUUGCUGGGAGGUUGUAAGCUCUACAAGAACUUAGAGAUUGCUCAAGUUGCGGUUAACAAGUUGAUGGUUUUGGAGCCAAAAAAUUGUGGGUAUUACACUCUUCUACUUAACAUGUAUGCUGAAUCAAAUCAAUGGAUUGAGGUUGCAAAUAUCAGAUUAACCAUGAAGGAACAAGGACUUGAAAAGAGUUGUCCUGGAUCCAGUUGGAUUGAAAUGGAAAGGAAGAUUCAUCAGUUUGCAGCUUCUGAUGAAUCUCAUCCGGCUUCAAGCCAAAUUUUCUUACUGCUGGAUGAAUUAGAUGGACAGCUAAAGCUUGCUGACUAUAUGCCAGAACUUGGGAUUAUGUCAUAGUUGUUUGUUCUGGUCUGAGGAAAAAUGAAAAUCAAAGACCAUGCAAUUGUGAAGCAGCUAUAUUUGUGUACCAGGGAUCAAAUGGAUGCCAUUAAGUAAUGAAGCUUUAGAAGAGAUUGGUGGAAGCUCCAUAUAGAGUGUUAGUCCAUCAGCCGGGAUACAUAGAAGCACUCCAGAUAGAGUCCUGCAAAACACACUGUAUUUUGCACGAUCAACACACUUGAAAGUGUACAAUGGUCCUUGUUAUGCUAAAGGAGGAGAAGGAUAUGUCUUUUAUUCUUGCAAGACUUAAUAUGGAUGACAAAUGCAAUUUUGGUUUGAUGAACACUGAGAUCAAUCAUAAAGGUUAGGAAUUGCUUUUCUAACAUAAGCUCCUGAAUCAGCAUGCCAACUGCAAAGGUAAUUUCUGACAGCUCCUCAACUGAUGUGUUUAACAACUGCAAACUGUUAGUAAUUGCUUCUCUAACAGUUUAAGCUCUAUAACCAGCAUGCCAACUGCAAAGGUAAAUUCUGACGACUCCUCAACUGAUGUGUUGAACAGUUUAAGUUGCCCUGCUGAUACACUGGCAUACAGAAAAUUGCACAUAAAUUAUGACCACCAUAUAGAUUGUUAUAUUACAAAGUCAUGGUUCUCAAUGAACUUAUCUGAACUUAUGGUGACUUUAUCCACCAAGGGUUGUAGCCUAGUGGAAUAUUUUUUACUUAGGUUGAUUGUUCAGGUUGCUUUAAGAACAAAGUGGUUGUGUGGGUUAUUUGACUGGCCAAGAGUUUUAACAGUUGGCGCACUUUGCAUUCUGACCUAGAAUUCCAGUACAUCAAGAAUGAUUUUUUAUUAAUGGAAAAAAGAAUAGAAGUAAUUGGACAUUAACCUUCUAGUUUACAACCCUACUUGUAAAUUGGCAUUCUACCUUUUAAGCUAUAUUAUCAAAUUUACUUGCAUGAACUUGUACGUGAAUACAUGUUCCAUGUGUUUAUAGUAAUAUUUUAUAAUUUUUUGUCUCAUUUAAAGUUGUUCUUUAUCUAUUUAAAGAAUUUUUUAAUAUCAUUUUAUUAUUUCCCCCUCAUUUUUUAGGAUCUUAUCCAAAAUCUCUCGCAAUCGGAUCCCAUAGAACCCAAAGACGUUCCAAUGUGGGAACCCUAUCUUAACAAUCUUGAUAUUACAUAUAAAACUAAGAUGAAUGAGAGCGCAAGUGAAAUCUUCCCCUCGAUUGCUUUCAAAAAUUCUCUAAGAAAAGUUCAAGGAUACUAGUUAUAGGCAAAGCUGACCCACAUCUGUAACAUAUUUUGCACUCAAAUGGCUGAAGAUGCAUUAUGCAUUCAUUCUCAACUCUUUCAAUAACAGAGUUCUUUACAGAAUCCAUAUUAAUGCCAAAAAGAAAAAAGGUAGAAAAAUUGUACUGUUGAAAAAUGAAACGAAAAUCAGAAGUUAAAAAUUAGAGAGAAUGAUCAGAUAGAGCGAAUACACAAGGUCGAUGCCAUCACACUGGAAAUCAAACCAAAAUCAUCACAUCAUUCUCUAACUAGUAAAUAAAAAAUAAAAAAUAAAUAAAAGGUGAUAUAUGGUAAUGAAAAUUGCAUAACUUAUCAUUUCUGUUUUUAACUUAUUUCUGGUGCAUUUGCUACGCAACUCUUUGUCUGUACAGAAAGAUUUGUUUUGAAUGUCAUUUGACACACUGUGUUCGAAUUAUUAUAUGAAAGUAAUAUUUGUGUAUUAGGAAAUUCAAGGAGCUUGUAUCACAUCCUCAUUGCAAUACAUAUUAAGUUGUGGUUUGCCUUUAGGAUUUAACAAUACUCCUCAAAUAUUUUUCCUUCUUUUUUAGUGAUUCACAAUAGUGUGACAUCAGCAAGAAAAUUUGUGUUUAUUUAUAACGUUGUAACUGAAAUGAUCUUCUUUUCACAUCAAACAUGAUUGUUAGUGAGUAAUAACAGCAAAUCGGUUCAGAAACAAAGUUCCAUUAAGGCUUACAAAAGAGCCAUAAGCAACUAGCAUCGGUAUGAUUUACUAUAUAACGGUAAAAUGGAGGAUUCGAUACUUGAUUCACCCAAUAAUAUAUCGUAGUAUAGUAAAAUUUCAUUACUUGUUUGUUUUGUUAAAAAAGGGAUUGGGAUUUUGACUCCCAGCCCCUCCUGUUGUAUAGAUUUUAAAAUACACUUGCUGAAGAAGAAGUUGUCAUACCAGAUAGUUGUUUAUAAUGUUCUUAAUCAAUAUCACUCGCAAUGGUCAAAGGCAGAAAAGGUGGAAACUGAUGCGAUGAAGGAGGUAAAUGAUGCAUCUCAAAUGCGGCCUAGAGUGGAAAUGAAUUUAGGCUUCAAUUCUAGUUUGAACAAAUACAAUUCUGGUGAUGAUGAUUUGAGCAAUAAUAAAUGGAAUUUAGAACAUGCUUGGAUCAUGAAGGCUCUUGAACCAGCAUUACAAUUGUGUAGAUGGGCUUUAACAACAGGUCUGUUCAUUAUUCUUUCCAAAAUAUAUUUUGUCAUGCACAGUAUGGUUAUAAAAUAAUUAGGACAAGACAUGGUCAAAUUGAGUUUGUUCUCUUGAAAGCUGAGAACAAAGAUGUCUAAUCUUAAGGACAUGAUUUAUCUAUGCUAUUGAUGAGGAUUCAGACAAAUAUUUUUUUAAGGACUAAAUAUGAUUUCUCUAUUUUUGCUAAAAUCAUAGUAUAGUUUGUUGGGUUACAGUAAGCAUUGUCUUGUGCAGUUUUCCUUUCUAUCUAGCGAUCAUGGACUUGGGAUAACUUUUAUUCCUGCAGGAACUGGAAUUGGAAGCAGAUCCCCACCUGGUAGUCGAUCACUUAGUGGGAUUGUUGGGCCUUACAUAGUGGCCUAGUUGGUAGAGCGCCCAGCUCCCUGAGCCGGUUUGCCUGUGUUCGAGUCCCCCCUCCCCCCUAUCAAUGGAGUAAGCUUGGACUCCAGGAUUGGAGCCUAAGGGUAUGUUUGGCAGCACCGUUUUGGAGCUUCGGAAUUGGAAUUGGAAUUGGAAUUGGAAUUGGAUGCUCCGAUUCCAAAUCCUGUGUUUGGCACGUCAACUGCUGGGAAAACUAUUUCAAACCCCCCUCCUUGGCCUUGGUUUGGCUCAGGCGAUUGAGAAUUUCUGGAAGGUCUCCCUUUAACCCAUGUGCUACAUGGCAGAAACUUGGUCGAAGAAUCUCUGCUUGAAGAGUCAUUAAGAUUGUUGGGUUAUCACCAGUGGGUGAAACUACUUGGACAGCAUUAAUUUGAAUUUUGCCUCAGCAUGCAUUGCUUGAAGGGUCAUUGAGAUUGUCUAACACCAUAGUUGUUUUUUAUUCAUUUUCUCUCCUGUAAUUAUUAGAGAGAUUGUUGGGACAUAUUCAGCUGAUGUGAGGAAAAUAAUCAUGAGGAUUUUGGAUCAGGUUUGUGAAGGAUUGGGACUAGAACAGGGCUACUGGACUUCAAUUUGUAAAGAUGGGCUGCCAAUUACAGGAAAAUCUUCAUCCUUAAGUUCAAAUUCUAGCAUAUUUUUUAAGAAAAUAUUAUUUUUAUAAUAUCAGAGGUGCUGAACAUUGAGUUUAAAUGGAGGUAGUGAAAGCUACAUUGGUGCAGAAUGUAGAACAGGAACGUAGAAACAGAAACAGAGCCAGGUCAUGAUGAUGCAGAUAACAUAACUGAAGCAGCAAGAAGCUUGGAAGUGUAGAACUCACAUAUCUUGGGGGUAUGGAUGACUUGGCAUGCUGGUCAAACUUGAAACCAACAGAUUGUAUAUUUGGGGAGUGAACCAUCAAAUUGUAUGUUUGCUCGAUGUAGCAAUUUUAGAUUAGCUGCUUUUGUUUAUACAAUUUUGUCCUUAAUUUAUUAGUGUAGUUCACUGGUGCCUCUUGCCCUUUGUUCUUCUCUUCUUCUUCUUUUUUUCAAGAACUAGAUAGAUUUAUCUUCAAUUAAGGUGGUUAAUUGCAAGUAAAUAAAGCUGUGGCCUUGCCCAUUUUCUAGCCAAAAUUGCUAUUAUUGUUCUCAGCAAAAUGCCAGUGAGAUUGAGGUUUUGCCUCUGACAUUGAGAGAGCAGUGUUUUUUAGUUGUAAUUCUGUUUUCUUCAAUGGAAUAAAUCUUUGACUUU
Cornus florida is the source of this 5845-nucleotide messenger RNA. RefSeq names its product pentatricopeptide repeat-containing protein At1g06143. The record is from RefSeq and is a predicted model, not a curated record. Gene Ontology annotation, biological process: RNA modification. Gene Ontology annotation, molecular function: protein binding; RNA binding. Lineage: Eukaryota; Viridiplantae; Streptophyta; Magnoliopsida; Cornales; Cornaceae. Bases 40 to 1776 code for a protein of 578 amino acids. The transcript is spliced from 3 exons.